AGCUAUUACGUCUGGAUGUGUCAGAGGGAGUCAGGGCGAGUCUUGACUGCAGACAUCGUCGAGUAGCAACCAGGAUGCGCAUCAAUAAGAAAAGAAACCUUCGCUUUUCUCUAAACGAUUCAUCACUGACAAACGUGUGACCGCUCACAUCGACACACAAGGGAAACCAGCAUCUCAAAGAGCUGACAGUUCUGAUUCAGAGUCGGCUCGACAUCGUUCUGCUCUUCAGCUCCUUUUACUCUAAAUAUCCACCCUCGGCCCCGACGUGACCCCACCAUGUCCGGGAAGGAGCGCAGCCCCCGCCACCGGCCGUGGUCGGUCUACCGGGCCAACACGUUUGAUCUCUCGGCUGAGAUGAUGGGGCUGGCUCUCUCGGGCCACAGUCAGGAUCCAGACGAGCCUGUGUUGGAGUUUAGUGUCGCCUGCAGCGAGCUGGUCACGCCCUCUCUGGACCGUAAGCCCACCAGCUUCGUGGCCGUCAGCUGCACCACUCCUCCUCAGGCCUUCUGGACCAAGCACGCUCAAACUGAGAUCAUAGAGGGCACCAGUAACCCAAUCUUCCUGAGCAGUGUGGCGUUCUUUCAGGACUCUCUGAUCACUCAGCAGACUCAGGUCAAGCUUUCUGUCUACGAUGUAAAGGACCGCACACAGGGCACGAUGUACAUGCUUGGUUCCUCCAUGUUUUCUGUGAAAGAGCUGCUGCAGGACAAACACCACAGACUGCACCUGACUCUCAGGUCAGCGGAGAACCAGCGAGUGGGGAACAUCACCGUCAUCGCCUGGCAGAUAGAGGAGAAGCGCGAGCAGAGAGCUCCCGUCGCACGAUUACAGAGAGGAGACACUGUUAAUGGACGGAUGGUUCUCCCUGUUGAUGAAAGUCUGACUGAAUCCCCGAACAUUAAAAGCAAAUCUUCUUCUCUGUGUAAAGAUCCGCUGCUGAAAGCUGUGUUUGGGGGCGUGAUGUCGCGGACAUACCGGUUCCCCACCACUGACGGGAACCACCUCCGGAUCCUGGAGCAGAUGGCGGAGAGCUCGCUGUCCCUGCACAUCCCGAGACAGUUCGUCAAACUGCUGCUGGAGGAAGACGCCGUCAGGGUGUGUGAGCUGGAGGAGCUGGGUGAGCUGUCUGCAUGUUGGGAGAACCUCCGGAGGCAGAUCAUUACGCAGUAUCAGACCAUCAUCCUCACCUAUCAGGAGACCAUCAGUGACCUGCACGAAUAUAAAGGUCCUUCAUUUAAGUCGAGUACCUUGAAAGCUGAGAGGAAACUGGAGUUUAUUCCAACUAACCUGCACAUCCAGAGGAUGAGAGUACAGGGAGAGUCCGGCUAUGACCGGACAUACGAUGUUGUGACUAUUGGUGCACCUGCAGCUCAUCAUCAAGGCUUUAAAGGCUGCGGCCUUCGGAAAAUCCUGCACAAGCUUGAAGAAGCCAGGAAACACACUUAUGAGGAGGAGAGCCAAGGCUCGAGCGGCUCCGGCUCUAAAGGAAUGACGUACCAGCCUCAGGAUGUUGUGAAAGCGAAGGAGCUGAUUGGUCAAAUAAACACUCUGAAAACACAAGUGUGUUACUACACUGAACGUCUGUCUCGAGCCGCCAAGGAGCGCUCGGCUAACGCUCUGGAGAGAACCCUGGCCAUCCUGACAGAGAAGACUCGUCAGCUGGUGACCGUCUGCGACUCCAAGCUGCUGUCCUCCGCCAUCCUCGCCCUGGCAGCAGCCCGCCCAGAGUCCACUCAGCAGAGCACCCCGUCCCCGUCCUCCUCCUCCCUCUCACCCUCCUCUCGUUCCCCGUCUCGCUCCCCUUCCCGCCACCCGACCUCCCCGUCUCGUGCCGCCACCUCGCCUUCUCGCCAUAUGACUCUUCCGGAGGGCAGCGAAGGGAGUAAAAACAAGCGCGCCUCUUUGCAGGCAGAUUUUCAUGAGGAGGAGUGGGAGAAGGUUUGGCUAAAUGUUGAUAAGAGCCUGGAGUGUGUGAUCCAGAGGGUGGACAGGCUGCUGCAGCGAGACAAACUCCAGAGCGACAGCAGCUCUGAGGACGUCUUCCUGCUCGCCAACGAGGAGCCAAAUAGCACUAAGAAAGAUGUCUGUCCAGAGGUAGAAAAGAAGUCCCCAGGUGAGUGGAGCGAUGCUCUCUACCCUCUCCUCACCACGCUGACUGACUGUGCGUCUCUGAUGAGUGAUAAAGCCAAGAAGGCCAUGGUGUUUCUGCUGAUGCAGGACAGCGCCCCCACAAUCGCCAUGAGCCUGCCCAUGCAGUACCGCCGCGACGUCGUCUUCUGUCAGACGCUGACGGCGCUGAUCUGCGGCUUCAUCAUCAAACUGAGGAACUCUCUCUGUGAAACAGGCUUCCUCAGGCAGCUGCACACCAUCGGCUUACUGGUGCAGUAUGAGGGCCUGCUCAGCACCUACGGUGAGGAACUGGCCAUGCUGGAGGAUAUGAGCGUAGGAGUCAUGGACCUGAGAAACGUCACCUUUAAAGUCACCCAGGCCACUUCUGGCUUCGCCCCGGACAUGUUGCCGGUGAUCACAGGAAACAGAAACGGCUUCAACGUCAGGGUCCCGAUGCCCGGCGUGAUGUUCGACAGCCUGCCGCGAGAGAUCCAGAACGGGAUGCUGCUGCGUGUGCAGCCCGUCCUCUUUAACGUGGGGAUCAACGAGCAGCAGACACUGGCUGAGAAGUUUGGAGACACGUCACUACAAGAGGUGAUCAACAUGGAGAGCAUGACUCGCCUCAGCUCGUACUACGACCAGUUUAAAGAAGUCCUGCCAGAGGACUGCCUGCCUCGCACCCGCAGCACCACCUCUCUGCCCGAUCUGCUUAAACAGCUGAACCAGAAUGUGAACGCCAAGAAAAGCAAGAACGUGGAGAUUUUGUGGCAAGCAGCUGAGGCAUGUCGCCGCCUGAACGGCGUGCGUUUCACUAGCUGUAAGAGCGCCAAGGACCGCACAGCCAUGUCUCUGACCCUGGAGCAGUGUCAGAUCCUGCAGCAGGAGCACGCCCUCGCCCCACAGGUCUUCUACCAGGCCUUGGACUGUAUGCGCAGCGAGGGCUGCAGGAGAGAGAACACCAUGAAGAAUGUGGGAUGUCGUAAAUACGCCUUUAACUCCCUCCAGCUCAAGGCCUUCCCCAAACAAUACCGCCCUCCAGAGGGGACGUACGGGAAAGUUGAGACCUAAGAGGACUCCUCUAGCUGGAGGGAAACCAAAAGACUGAAGGGGAUAAUGAUGACAGCACCACACAAACAGAAAUACCAAACACAAACUGGAACAACAGCCCUUUGUUUUGUGCUUAGUCACUGUUAAGAUGAUUAAUGUCCAAGUGCCAGUGCUACUGUAGAUUGUUUUAUAGCAGUUUCCCCCUCUCCUCCAGUAGUACUAGUCUCACACACUUUUCACAGCCACUUCACAGCCAGAAACAGUAACAUUGGCUUUCUGUGUUACAUUGUAGCCCGUGUACAGACAGCACUGUUGGCUGCUGUACUAGUCGUAGCAUCAGGAGGCAUUCAGCUGAGUCAGUUUAACUUGUGUCCCUAGAAAUAAGAUGUGAAAAUGUCUCAGCCUUUGGAAAGAUGAUGUGGAGCACACAUUUCUCCUCACCCUAUCUUCUUUAAUUUGUUCAGUUUAAAGUCAGUUUGUUGACUAGAGGAUAAGGCCAUAGAUUUAUCUUAUUGUCAACAACUCACAUGCAAAGACCAAAAGCCGCAAUGAAUUGAUCAUAAACAAGGAUUGGCUACUGAUAUAACUUAUCCCUGUGUGUAGGCCCUACAUAUCAAACUAUGAUGCUCUAUGUACCACUCCAGCAUCAGUUAAUAUGCAUGUUUCCAUCAACAAUUAUCUCUGUGUGAGGACUUUGCAUGAGAAAAGCUUGAUGGAAACACCAGAUGCAUUCCUACUCCACAUUCAUUAUAAUCUACUUCACAUUCAUUAUAUACAACAGAACCCUUUAAAAGAAUCGGAGCUUUACAUUUGUGAGCUUUUUUAAACGAUUUAUGUGUUCAGAGGGGAAAAAAAGGCCACAGGUAAAGUGGAAGUAUUGAGAAACACACUAAUGUGUUAUUGGUUUUGGUAAUAUGAAGAAUAAGACCAGCCUUAUCCUUGAAAGCUAACCUGGGCAAAAUGUUGAUGCAGGAUUCACUUUUCUUCAGCCUAAAGCACAAAGAGAAGCUGCAUGUAAAGCAUCUUAUGGUCAAGACAAGAGGAGACAAAGUUACGCUGAUGGUAAAAGCAGUCAGCAAGUGUGUGAUUGUCUGCAGAUUACUAAGAUUUCUUGAAAAUGUUGCCUAGUAUAGCUUUAAGUAAUGAAUCAGGUUUGUCAAAACAAAUCUCUUUCACCUGUCAGUAUAUUUAUCUGGACCUAAACUGUGCUGCAGAAUGACGGCUGUUAAAGCACUUUUUUCUUUUACUUUAGUGCUUUCCAGCCUGAUGUCAAUUUCCCUCCCACUGUCUCUCCUUCUUGUAUUUCUUCUUCAAUCACAUGAAUAUUCACUAUAUCACUCUACAAGCACAGGACUUUAAUAUGGGACACCACUAUCUGGCAUUUGCAUUAAAAUAAUGUCUCAUCUUAUGUGAUUUCUGAGGUUCUUCUAGAAGCAUUGAUGGGAACUGGAAGCGGUGCAUCACAUUAUUCUAUGAGCAUAAUUUACAGAUAUUUAAGACAUUUCUGAAGGUGAUAUGCAGCACUAAAGUGGUUCGAUUGCCUCCUAAAACUUGUGUUUUUAUUUUGAAAAAAGGUGUGUGUUCUCAGUUUUGCAGCACUUGGUUGAAUUAUGCAGAACUUUGUGAUUGGAAAAUUGGAUAAAAACUUAAAAAAUAUAACCUGCAUGAAGAUUUAAGUAAAUAAUAAUAAUAAUACUUUCUACUAUUGCAAUUGUAUACUGUUGCGAUGAAGAACACCCAUGAACACUUGAUAGAUGUUUUAGACUGAAACGAGAUAAUGCAUAUUGCAUUUUUCUACCGACCAUCGUAAACACCUCUUCUGUUGUCAGUUUACCAGCUCCGAUGUACCUUACUGUACAAAACUUACAGAGACAGUGGAUUUUUUAUUUUGAAAAUGUUAUUUUGCUUACAGGUAUUUCUGUUCAUAUGGCUGUUGUUGGCAAAUGCUGUUGAGAUAGUUUUAUCCAUUGUUUUUGAGUAAGUUAUGACCUUGUUCUGAUCAGUUGUACAUGCACACAGGAUGGACGGGGAAGUCUGGGAGACGCCUGCACCCCACAGAGGAAUGAAUAAAGGCUUGUCAAU
Molecule: messenger RNA, 5238 nt
Organism: Centropristis striata (black sea bass)
Lineage: Eukaryota; Metazoa; Chordata; Actinopteri; Perciformes; Serranidae
Gene: inpp4aa
Product: inositol polyphosphate-4-phosphatase type I Aa
Exons: 24
Coding region: 277-3177 (966 amino acids)
Cellular component (GO): cytoplasm
Molecular function (GO): phosphatidylinositol-3,4-bisphosphate 4-phosphatase activity
Source: RefSeq, a predicted model, not a curated record